Messenger RNA from Solea solea (common sole), 4104 nucleotides. RefSeq names its product zinc finger protein 598 (gene znf598). The record is from RefSeq and is a predicted model, not a curated record. The coding region runs from base 198 to 2960 and encodes 920 amino acids. Gene Ontology annotation, biological process: protein ubiquitination; rescue of stalled cytosolic ribosome. Lineage: Eukaryota; Metazoa; Chordata; Actinopteri; Pleuronectiformes; Soleidae. The transcript has 12 exons. Gene Ontology annotation, molecular function: ubiquitin protein ligase activity; ribosome binding.
UCCUGCGGCCCUGCAAAAACAAACACAAGUGUGUCAGCCAGGUUCUCGGCCCAUCCCUAUGCUUUACGGAUCGUGGAGCUACUUUACGUGACGCGCCGGCGCUCCUGACUUUGAUUAUACGUAAGCGUCCGAACGGCGGUGUCUCUUCUCCGUAAUAAUACACAGUUAGAGGUCCAUUUGUGCUUUUAUUCGCCAACAUGAAUUCCACACACUCUAAGGAGACCGAGAAGCACUGCGUCCUGUGCUGCCAAGACGUCGACAUCUUCGCCUUUGGGAAAUGCGACCACCCGGUUUGUUACCGCUGCUCCACGAAGAUGCGGGUGCUGUGCGAGCAGAAGUACUGCGCCGUCUGCCGGGUGGAGCUCGACAAGGUGGUGUUUGUGAAAAAAGUGGAGGCCUUCUCAUCUCUGCCCUACCAGCACUUUGCAUGUGAGAAGAAGCACAACAUUUAUUUCGGUGAUGAGAGGAUUAACGCUCAGUACAGGCAUCUGCUGUUGGCAGAGUGCGUCCGCUGCCCAGAACCAAAGGUCUUCUCCAGGUUCGAGGAGCUGGAGCAGCACAUGAGGAAGCAGCAUGAGCUCUUCUGUUGCAAGCUCUGCUCAAAGCAUCUCAAAAUCUUCACCCAUGAAAGAAAGUGGUACAACCGUAAGGAAUUAGCACGUCACAGAGCACAUGGAGACCCGGACGACACAAGUCACAGAGGACACCCGCUCUGCAAGUUCUGCGAUGACCGAUACCUUGAUAAUGAUGAGCUGCUGAAACACUUGCGCAGGGACCACUACUUCUGCCACUUCUGUGACGCAGAUGGUUCUCAGGAAUAUUACAGUGACUAUCAGUACUUAAGUGAGCACUUCAGAGAGAGUCACUACCUAUGUGAGGAAGGCCGCUGUGCCACAGAACAGUUCACCCAUGCAUUCCGCACUGAGAUCGACUACAAGGCCCACAAAGCUGGAGCGCACAGCAAGAACCGGGCAGAGGCUCGGCAGAACCGCCACAUUGACCUGCAGUUCACCUAUGCCCCAAGGCAACAGAGGAGAAAUGAAGGUAUGGUAACCGGUGAGGAUUAUGAAGAUACACGUCACAAUCGAGGAGGAAGAGGACGGCCUCAUGGUGGAGGGGGGCAGAAAAGCUGGAGAUAUUCACGAGAGGAAGAAGACAGACAAAUGGAAGCUGCUAUGAGGGCGUCAAUGGCAGUGUGCAGACAGGAGGAGAGAGGAGCGGUGCAGGAGAGGAACACUCCCAAACACUGCAAUGAGGAGAGGAUGGAGAGAACAGAACUAGAGGAGUCCAGACACAGGACCGCACAUAUCAAACCAACAAACAAGCCGCCAGUUCGAACAAUGAAAAGUGCUAAUCCAGGAGAAGAAGAUGAAUUCCCAGUUUUGGGAGCCACAGCUGCAACAUCAGGUGUAAAGUUAGCUCCUGCAGUAGCUCCAGUAACCCGUGCAGCUUUGAAGGAGGAUGACUUCCCCAGCCUGUCAACUGUCGCUGUUUCAUCCCCCAUGACCCCAGCUUACUCUGCCCAACCAAGAAAGACUUCCUCUUUCCAAGAGGAGGAUUUCCCUGCUCUUGUGUCUAAAGUCCGUCCCCCAAAACAUGCAGCUGGCACUAAAUCUGCUUGGUCCAACAAUGCUGCUAAACCCAUCAAUCAUCCUCCUCCUUCCUCCAGACCUCAUCCUCCCCUUUCAUCUUUGUCCUCUGGCCCGCAGCUCCUCUCUUCCUCUUCCUCUUCCGUCUCACGUAAGAAAAAGAAAGUAGGGGAGAAUGGGAAGGCAGCGGCUACCAGGUCUCCUCCUUCCUCAGAUGACGACAGCAGGGGGAUAACGCGUCCGGUGCCCACCAUGUUAGAUAUCUCGUCUCUGCUCACAGUGAAAGGAGGCAACAGCAAACCCUCCGUCAUGACCUCAAGCUCAUCAAACCCAACUCCCAACACAGAUGUCUCUACCUCCAAAGCCAGCAAGAAGAAAAAACAGCAAAAGAACACGGUGCCUCCAUCUGCGUCUGUGUCUUCAACCAUGACGACACCUGUAAAUACAGUCUCAGUGGUGAAAACUGCACAGAAGGAGAACGUCCCCGAGAAAAACUGCAGCAAACCUCUCUCCAGUGCUGUGGCGGCGGCACUGACAAUGGGAUUAGCUAAUGGACGCCCUGAGAAAUCACCAACCAUCGGCAAGAAGGCAGCUGCAGUCACUUCUCGUCCGAACACAGACCCACACCUGGAACAAGAGGAAGAGUUUCCUGCUCUCACAACCAAGAAACCACCACCAGGCUUCAAGACCUCCUUCCCAUUGAAGGCUUCAGCUCCUGCCUCAUCCUCCUCAGCGCCCCCUCCUCCACCUGGUCUGGGACUCUCAGCCCCUAAGCCUCCCCCUGGCUUCACUGGGAUCCCCCUCAACAGCAACAGCAAAGUGGUUGAGCCUGCUCCUUCAGUCAACCCGCCUCCCAAAAUAUCAAGUGGUGGUUACUUGGUACCAGAGAACUUCCACCAGAGAAACCUGGACCUGAUCCAGUCCAUUAAAAAUUACCUCCACAAUGAUGAGUCAAAGUUCAACCAGUUCAAAAACUAUUCUGCUCAGUUCAGACAAGGCGUAAUAUCAGCAGCUCAGUAUCACCGCAGCUGUAAGGACCUGCUCGGCGAGGACUUUAACCGCAUCUUCAACGAACUGCUCGUGCUGUUGCCGGACACUGGGAGGCAGCAGGAGCUGCUGAGGGCCCACGGAGACUGCAAGGCCCUGGAGAAACAGUCGGGCGCCGGAGGAGGGAAGAAAAACAAGAACAAGAAGAGUGCGUGGCAGACGCCCACCACUGUCGCCAACGUCGCCGCAGAGCUGGAAUGUCAGGUUUGCCCCACUUGCAGACAGGUGCUGGCUCCCAAAGACUUCAACUCCCACAAGACCCUGCACAUUGGGGAGAGGGAGGAGUUCCCUUCCUUGCAGUCAAUUAGCCGAAUCAUUAGCUAGCCCCUCCUCUGCUACAGCUGCUAUUUUGGGGGCAUAGUUUCAGUUUCUCCUGCAGCUCUGUCAAAGCCCUGCAAAAACCCAGUAUGGAACACAACCUGUUUACUGUGUGACCAUGUUUCAGAGAAGUUUAGAACCUAUAUCUCAUAUUGAAGGUGAAAUUAAAAUGGUUCAUGUUUUUUUUUUUUUGUAGUUUCAGGUAAGGACAUCGAUAGUUCUGUGUGAAUGGUUUCACAGGUUAGAAUUACAGGGUUGCGCCAGCUCCAGUUUUCUGUCAAAUCACGCGGAUUGUGGACGUAUCCAGCUGGCACUGGCACUGUCUAAUCUAGAACUAUUGAUUUAUUUAAUGAAAGCAGAGGGACAAGUUGAAACUUUACUUGAAGAACGUCUUGCUCUGUAAUUCAAAAUUACAAUGACUUACAUUUUGUACUAAGCUUUGUGCUUUCACAGCAAGAAGAAUACUGAUGUUCUGUCGACAUCAGACUUGAUAAGUUAUGUAUAAUUCCCUAGACGGGCUGCUUAAAUAACAAAAUAAACACACAAGUUCAGUUCAACAUUUUAGCUCCUUAUUUAUUUUAAGUGCAGCUGUUUAAACUUUUUUCAAAUGUCUGUUGCUUCAUAUGGAAUGAUAAACUACGAUCAAUUAGGACAACGUUAAAGUUCUUUCUGCCUACUCUUCAUUUGUUCACUCACCAGUAGAUCUGGUUGAUCAUUUGACUGAACUGGUGACUUAAGGAAGUGGUGGUGCACAAGUUUUGAAAUGGAAACUAAAGUCCUAAACAAACUUGCCUACUUUCCCUCGUUUUUCAAAUACUGUGGUGUACCUACCUUAAAGCAGUGAUUGGUAAAAUGGGAUGGUGACCAUUGUAGUGAGAUAAAGCAGACUUAAAGGCUCCCAUUUUGCUGGAUUCCCUUUUCUUUUUUCCCCCCAAAAAAGUUUUUGGUUCAUGGCAAGUUAUGGAUGUGACAUAAACAAAGUCUUCAAUACCAGUUUUGAAUUAGGGCUGUCAAAUUAUUAUUUUCUUGUGAUUUAAUUGCAGAAGUUCAAUGGUUAAUUGCAUACUUGUCACGUUUUAAGAUUGUAUUCAUUUGCUACUCGCACAGUUUUAAGUUCAUGUAACAAUUAAAAGCAAUCUGUGCAUCUCGA